Messenger RNA from Lactuca virosa, 1356 nucleotides. The record is from the annotation of a GenBank genome assembly. NCBI's taxonomy places the organism in Eukaryota, Viridiplantae, Streptophyta, Magnoliopsida, Asterales, Asteraceae.
AUGAGAGUCACCAUGAAAUCUUCUUCAUUAAUCAAACCGGCAGAACCAACUUGGACCGGUAGGCUUCCACUAUCCGAACUAGACCAGACUGGCAUGAACACACAUGUUCUUACCAUCUAUUUCUACACAAAACCCUCUCAGGACUGGGACACUGUCCUACAAACCCUAAAAGCUUCCCUCACCACCACACUUGUUCAUUUUUACCCUCUAGCCAGCCGGCUUUCUUCCAUUGCCGGUGGUCGCCUGGAGCUGGACUGUAAUGCAGCCGGUGUUCAGUUCAUCGAAGCUUAUUCCGACGUAAAACUGGCUGACUUAGAUGAUUUCGUGCAAUCUCCAAUAUUUCACCACCUUAUUCCUUCCGUAGAUUAUCGGCAUACACCCCUUGAAGAAAUCCCAUUAUUGCUUUUGCAAGCUACAAAAUUUGUGUGUGGAGGUUGGUCUUUAGGGUUUUGUAUAUCACAUGUUGUUGUUGAUGGGCAAAGCGCACUUCAUUUUCUGUCUGAAUGGGCUAGGCUUUGUCGUGGUGAGCAGCUGGAUUCACCACCUCAUCUGGAUAGAAAAUGUUUGCACGCUGGUGAGCCUCCGACCACAUAUUCAAGCAUCGAACAACAUGUACAGUUUCGUCCUCCACCGAUCCUUUUAGGUCAAUCAAGUAAUGUAAAUGAACGUACGAAGGAAACCACUGUAGCAAUGCUAAAACUAACUGAAACGCUUGUCGAAAAACUACGAAAUAAAGCUAACAAAAGUCUGAAAACUGAAACGGACCGUGGGUUUACACGGUACGAGGUUGUAACUGCACAUGCAUGGCGAACAGCAUGCAAGGCUCGUAAUCUACAACCUGAGCAGCCAACUGCAGUAGGCAUAUGUAUUGAUGUUCGAACCAGAAUGAAGCCGUCGUUGCCGGAAAAGUACUUUGGAAACGCCAUUAUAGACGUGAUUGCCACUGGGACUUCCGGUGAGUUACUUUCGGAGACAUUAGGGUAUGUUUCAAAUAAGAUAAGGGACUCGAUCGAGAAGGUUAACGAUGAGUAUGUGAAUUCAGUGAUUGAUUUCUUGAAAAAUCAAGAAGAUUUAUCAAAAUUCCAAGAUUUGCAACGAUCCGAGGACGGUGAAGGGCCGUUUUACGGGAACCCGAAUCUGGGAGUUGUAAGCUGGUUAACACUGCCGAUGUGUGGUGUUGAUUUCGGUUGGGGGAAGGAGUUAUUUACAGGUCCAGGAACCGAUGAUGCUGAUGAUGGUGACUUUUUAAUUCUACGAGGGGAAGAGGGAGGUGGAUCUCUGGUUGUAGCAUUGUGUUUGCAAGUGAGACACAUGGAUGAUUUCAAAAGGGUGUUCUAUCAAAGCAUUGAAGAUUGA